Osmia lignaria (orchard mason bee) is the source of this 2404-nucleotide messenger RNA. Its product is annotated as protein-lysine N-methyltransferase SMYD4. Gene Ontology annotation, molecular function: histone deacetylase binding. The record is from RefSeq and is a predicted model, not a curated record. Gene Ontology annotation, cellular component: nucleus; cytoplasm. Lineage: Eukaryota; Metazoa; Arthropoda; Insecta; Hymenoptera; Megachilidae.
CACAGUAACAUAGCAAAUCCGCUAAAAGUGUCAAACUUUACACGCUCAUAACUUUUUAACCAUUGGAUUCUUAAAGUUAAGCCUUGCAUUUUCAGAUUCUACGCAUCAAAAACUAUAGAUUAAAAAAAAAAAAUGUCGAAAAUUUUGGGUCCGGUAAAGUAAAGUUUAACCCCCAAUUUUCAUCCAUUCGUCAACAUUAUUGUUUUCAAUGAUAACCAACAUAUUCUAUGAAAUAUAUCUCCAUGUGACCUUACAAAACCGGUGGCCGUUGGCGCCGGGAGUUGGGGUUCCAGACGAAAACAAAGGCAUGUCCAGUCAUACCGACUGCCACAGGAUCAAUCAAUAAAAUGCAAAGUAGAAUAAAGCGACAGUGAAAUGGAUUUGUCACGUGCAUUACAACUUGUAAUAUCCAAGUUGAAAGAUACAUGUAUUUCAAGGGAGAAGUUACAACGUGAAGACGAAGUGAUUAUACAAUUGCGAAACAAUGAAAAUCUAAUGAAACGCAUACACUUAUUGUUGGAAGGCUAUUAUGACAAGAGAGAUUUAAAAUCUGUGGAUUUGGGAAAGUCUUACAGGAAGAAAGGAAAUGAUCGGUUCCAAAAGAAACAUUACACUGAAAGUAUUAAAUCUUACACAUUGUGUGCAUUGUACAGUCCUCCAAGCAGUAAUGAACUGUCAAUUGCAUAUGCAAAUAGAUCUGCCUGUUUAUUUUAUUUAAAUAGAUACAAUGAUUGUAUAAAUGAUAUCAAAUUAGCACUGAACUUAAAUUAUCCUAUAAAUUGGUGUUACAAGAUCUAUUUGCGCGCAGCUCAAUGUUAUUUGAAAUUAGGCAAGAGGCAAUUAGCAGAAGAAAUGUUAUUUAAAGUACAAGAAAUGAUUAAUAAUCCAGACUACAUUGUUGCUGCAAUGAAAGAUCAUAUUAAGAAAAAGAUUUCUGAAAUAACACUCUCUGACUCAAGUAUAGAACCUAAUGAACAAAAGAGUAAUGGUUUAUCAAAAAUAAAAUCUCAAAUUAAGUUUGAAGAAAAUGAGAAUUUUUCGAAUGCAUCAAGUAGUAUAGAUAAAAAGUAUAACGAAGAAGUAGGGAGACAUGUGGUAGCAAAUAGGAUGAUAAAAAGGGGUGAAAUUCUUUUCUUAGAAAAGCCUGUAAGUUUUGUAUCAGUGAACUUUGAUGGGUUGAGCGAUUAUUGCCAUCAUUGCAAUUGUUUAACUAGAGAUGUUCCUGUUCCGUGUAAAAAUUGUUUGAAUACUUGUUACUGUAGCGAAGAAUGUUUAAGCGAAGCAUGGUCAUUGUACCAUAUGUGGGAAUGCGUAGCAAGCCAAAUGGGUUUAUUGAAGAACAUUGGAAUAGGACGUUUAGCGUUGAAAGUUCUACUUACUUGUUCAACUAUGACUGAUACAGUCAGAUUUAAUGAAAUGCAUAGCUUACUUACCCAUUUUAAUAAAAUUCCUGUGGAUGAUUUAAUAGACUAUGGGGUUACAGCUCUUGUGCUUACUAUAUAUUUGUCGAAAUACACCGAUUUCUUUAAAUUGCCUCUUGAAGAAUUUUUAAUGAACAAAUUUUUUGAUGAUCCGCUUAAAUCAGUUCGUGAUGACAAACAACUUUAUGUUGCUUCUUUACUCUUAAAACAUAUUCUUCAACUUGUUGCUAAUGCGCAUGCAAUUUCAAGUUCAAAUACAUUGUUAAGUCACAAUACGGAAGAUAUUGUGGCAUCAGGAAUUUACCCUUCUACGAGUAUGAUGAACCAUUCUUGUAAUCCUAAUAUUAUUACUAUUUUCAUGGAUCAAUAUAUCAUUAUUAAAGCUGCGACAGAUAUUUUAGCAGAUGAAGAAGUUUUUAUUUCUUAUGGUCCACAUUUCAGACAUAUGGAAAUGGAGAAAAGACAGGAAAUUUUAAAAAGUCAGUUUCAUUUUACUUGUAAAUGUAAGCCUUGUACUUCAUUGAAAUCCUGUAAAUCAAAAGACAUUGAAAGGGUAUUUUGUCUCCAAAAUAUGGAUUGGCAAAAUAAAGAACCAUUGAUAAAUAUUAUGACUGCUGCGACUAAAGUACAUAUGGAAAGUGGUCAAAUAGAAGAGGGUGUAGCAUGUAUGGAUAGAACAAUUGCCAUAGCGAAGGGAAGAUAUAGGUUUUUUCAUACAAAACUUCUUAUUACAUUAAAUACUUUUGCAGAUCUGUGUCUUGAAUAUUUACAAAUAUUAAAUACUAAUAACACGUACAAAAUUGUACAAAAACAUGCUGAAGAAUAUUUAAAUGAAAUGGAAAAAAUGGUAAAUUGGAAUUAUGGAUCUUGGAGUAAAAUUUAUGAAGAUGUAAAAAUAAAACAAGAAAAAAUUGUUCCUGUUCAUAAACGUUUUAACAUGUAAUUGUACGAUUUAUAAUUUAAUUAUAUAAAAGUAUUAUUUC